Molecule: messenger RNA, 1113 nt
Organism: Closterium sp. NIES-65
Lineage: Eukaryota; Viridiplantae; Streptophyta; Zygnematophyceae; Desmidiales; Closteriaceae
Source: the annotation of a GenBank genome assembly
AUGGCCCCGUCUGGCCCCUUUACGGCCCCGUUUAGGCCCCUCUGCAGCCCGGUUGCCACAUGCGGCCCCGUCGCCACCUGCGGCCCCGCCGCCACUUGUGGCCCCGCCGCCACCUGCGGCCCCGCCACUGAAGUCAUGGCUACCCCUAGUGUCUUCACUUUUGAUGCUGAGGGCCAUGCCGUUGACUUUGAGGUCUGGGUCGAUGACCUCCAGCUCUUUCUUCAGUGCGAGAGGGCGGACGGCCUCUCCCUGUUUGACCUCACUUCUGGUGCCUCCCCUGCUCCUGCUGCUGAUGCUAACGCCACUGUUCGCUCACAGUGGGCCAUGCGCGAUGCUGCUGCUCGCCUUGCUGUGCACCCCCACUUACCGACCACUACGCGUGCAUACUUUAGCCAGUACAAGAGUGCUCAGACCUUGUACGACGCUGUAGUCGCACGCUACUCUUCCCCUACCACUGCUGCACUGAGCCGCCUCAUGCUACCGUACCUCUUCUCUGACCUUGCUGCCUUUCCCACAGUCGCUGAACUCAUUACGCACCUCCGCACUAGUGAAACUCGCUACCGCGCUGCACUUCCUGCUCAAUUCUUCGCCAAGAACCCCCCCCCAAUGUACAUCACCCUCUACUACAUACUCACCCGGCUCCCUGACUCUCUUCGCGUAGUCAGGGACCACUUUUUCUCAGUCUACCCCACCACUCUCACUGUUGACCUCCUCGAGAAGGCACUCCUAGCGAUAGAGAAGAGCAUAGUCGGUGUAGGAACCUCUCGUGGUGACCCUCGCACCCCCGUCUUUGAGGGGUGUUCUCUCUCCCCACUCUUGCCCUCUGUUGCCUCUGCUGCUGCGGCCGACAUUGUUGGUUUUGAGUCGGUCGGCGCUGCGUCUGCCCCGAGCGGGAGACGCCGCACCGGCAGGGGCAAAGGGGGCAAGGGCGCUGGAGGGGCUUUAGGGGGCGGUGGAGGUGGUGUUGGAGGCAGUGGAGGGAGUGGGGGUGGUGGUGGGAGUGGUGCCAGGGGUGGCGGCGGCGGCGGCAGGAGUGGUGGAGGCGGAGGCGGUGGAGGUGGCGGAGGGAGCGGAGGUGGAGGAGGCGGCAGAGGCGGCGGCAGCGGUGGUUGA